AUGUGCGCUGAAUACAACAAACACAUGGGAUAUGUUGAUUAUUCCGAUCGAUUAUUGUCAUCCUACAAUAUAGAUCGAAGAGCUAGGAAGUGGUGGCUAAGAAUAUUUUGGUAUUUUGUUGAUCUCACGAUUAUUAAUUCUUUCAUUAUUUAUAAAAGUAAAGCCUUUCAACCUACGACUCUAAAACAAUUCAGGUUGCGGCUUGUACAACAAUUAGUGGAGCACAAAUUACCAACUAUAAAAGGUAGAAAACGUGCUAUAGAAAAUAUCAUCUCUAAGAAGUCGCAAGUUUCUCUAGAAAAAAGACUGUCUCAAUCUGCUCAUAUGCCCAUGUAUAUUACCAACAAAAGACGAUGUGCUAAUUGCAGCAACAAAAAAAAAAUGCAGAUCUCACUGGAUCUGCCAGACAUGUAA
Messenger RNA from Mycetomoellerius zeteki, 414 nucleotides. RefSeq names its product piggyBac transposable element-derived protein 4-like. The transcript has a single exon. The coding region runs from base 1 to 414 and encodes 137 amino acids. NCBI's taxonomy places the organism in Eukaryota, Metazoa, Arthropoda, Insecta, Hymenoptera, Formicidae. The record is from RefSeq and is a predicted model, not a curated record.